Molecule: messenger RNA, 1248 nt
Organism: Henningerozyma blattae CBS 6284
Lineage: Eukaryota; Fungi; Ascomycota; Saccharomycetes; Saccharomycetales; Saccharomycetaceae
Gene: RTG3
Product: Rtg3p
Exons: 1
Coding region: 1-1248 (415 amino acids)
Biological process (GO): regulation of transcription by RNA polymerase II
Cellular component (GO): nucleus
Molecular function (GO): protein dimerization activity; DNA-binding transcription factor activity, RNA polymerase II-specific; RNA polymerase II cis-regulatory region sequence-specific DNA binding
Source: RefSeq, a predicted model, not a curated record
AUGGGCGAUGAUGCGGGUAAUCAAAAACUUUUAGAUGAGCUAUUAAGUAAGCUAGGCGGUAACAUUCCCCUAGAAGAUUUGUCAAAUUCAUACUCAGAGCAAAGCCCAUAUAGUGAACAAACUCCAGCUCAGAUGCAUGAACAGCUACUGUAUGCAAGCCAUCGAUCAAAUAGUCAGAGUAAUAUGACCGAAGCACUUAAUUCUAAUAAUCCACACUCCUUUGUAAAUACUAUUCAUGAUGAUCUAUAUCCUAGCCUUAAUGAGACCCUACCUGAAACAAAUAACACAAUGCCAAAUAACAGUGCUAUGCUGCCUCUCAAUUUAGAUGAGGUAUUAAAAACAGAAAAUAUCAAAGCUAACCCAGCCGAUGAUAACCUAGUUUCUUUUUUGUUUGACUUGACUAACCAAGAUCCUCCUGUUUCAUUAAGUUCUAGUCUCAAUUCAGAGGCUUUAAGUUCAUCACUCUCCAACUCAUAUAUUAUGCCCUCCCAACUCUUGGAUGGUGGUCACAGUUUUGAGAAAUCUCUACCUUCUGGAAGCUAUUUGGAAAAACUAAGAUCACCAGGUGUAUACGGAUCUCCUGCGCCGAUUAGAAAUGCGAGCCUUAAUAACAUGUCAUCUUUGUCUACAAAUAUGGGCACGAUGAAUUUCGGAGAUACACCUCCAUCUUCGGGGGGUGCAAAUGGUAUAUCAAGAACUGCCAUGUCCAAGUCAAUGACAGAAGAUGAAAGGAGAAAAAAGCGUAAGGAGUUUCACAACGCAGUUGAAAGACGUAGAAGAGAACUGAUCAAACAAAAAAUACGAGAAUUAGCGGAAUUAAUCCCAUCCACCGUUUUGAACUAUGAUGAGGCAAGGGAAAAAAUAAGACCCAACAAAACCUCUAUUUUAAAUAGUACUGUGGAUUAUGUAAGAUUUUUAAAUGAUAUAUUGAAAUCUCAAGAGGAGCAGAGGUUAAGAUUACUUCAAGCUUUGCAAGGUUUGACGCUUGAGGCUGAUGCAAAGGGAGGUGCAGAGUCAGCAAAGCGCCAGCUAGUGGACAAUACUUUACCUAACGUUAAGAGCAAUCCUAUUGUAAAUUCUAAUUUCGUAAAGGAACAGUUUUAUGUGGACGACUUUUCUCAUCUGGACAAGGACUUACAACAAUUCUUAUCAGGACAUCUUGGUGAAGCAUCCGAUAAUGCCCAACUAAUGGCUGAUGAUGGGCAAGCUGGCUUGGAUGACUUUCUGCUUGAUCUUAAGAAGCAAUGA